Messenger RNA from Rhagoletis pomonella (apple maggot), 405 nucleotides. It is a transcript of the gene Rpp20, whose product is annotated as ribonuclease P protein subunit p20. Gene Ontology annotation, molecular function: nucleic acid binding. The transcript is spliced from 2 exons. Gene Ontology annotation, cellular component: nucleolar ribonuclease P complex; ribonuclease MRP complex; nucleus. Lineage: Eukaryota; Metazoa; Arthropoda; Insecta; Diptera; Tephritidae. Bases 33 to 281 code for a protein of 82 amino acids. The record is from RefSeq and is a predicted model, not a curated record. Gene Ontology annotation, biological process: tRNA 5'-leader removal.
CAUUUUAAUUUCAGGCUCAAGCUAAGCAUUGUAUGGAUAUUUUCAGCAUAGGAGGCAAGGAAAUAUAUCUCCAUUGCUUGGGGAACUCAGUUAACCGUUGCUUAAACUUAGCAUUACAUAUAAUAAAGAAAUCAGGCCAGGGAUUAUCAUACUCAAUCCAUACUUCAACUAUUCAUUUUAUUGAUGAAUCACACCCAUUUCCCGAAGACGGAGACAUGGCAUUAAAACAACGGAGCAAUUCCGCAGUGCAUAUUAAACUUUCAAAGCAUAUGGCUCAAUGAGGUUUAGACUUCUUGACCAUGUUUAAAUUGUAAGAAAUUGUUCAUUGGUUUGGACUUACAGAAUUCGAAAUAUUAAUAAACCUGUGUGGAAUGCUAACUAGACCGUUCGUUAUUUCAGCUUUUU